Messenger RNA from Anoplopoma fimbria (sablefish), 1327 nucleotides. Its product is annotated as histone H3.3A. The transcript has 4 exons. Gene Ontology annotation, molecular function: protein heterodimerization activity; structural constituent of chromatin; DNA binding. Gene Ontology annotation, cellular component: nucleosome. The coding region runs from base 122 to 532 and encodes 136 amino acids. The record is from RefSeq and is a predicted model, not a curated record. Lineage: Eukaryota; Metazoa; Chordata; Actinopteri; Perciformes; Anoplopomatidae.
CUUUUUUCUUCUUCUUCGUCCCUUCGUUUUAUAGCGAGAACAACGCUUUAGAGACUCAAGAAAAUCCCAUUUUUGCAGCUGUAAUCUAUCACUAACUUUCCAAAGGUGAUCUUCAGUAGCCAUGGCCCGUACCAAGCAGACCGCCCGUAAGUCCACUGGAGGCAAAGCCCCACGUAAGCAGCUGGCCACAAAGGCUGCUCGUAAGAGCGCCCCGUCCACUGGUGGUGUCAAGAAGCCCCAUCGUUACAGGCCCGGUACCGUGGCUCUGCGUGAGAUCCGUCGUUAUCAGAAGUCCACCGAGCUGCUGAUCCGCAAGCUGCCCUUCCAGCGCCUGGUGAGAGAAAUCGCCCAGGACUUCAAGACUGAUCUGCGUUUCCAGAGUGCAGCCAUCGGAGCUCUGCAGGAGGCCAGCGAGGCCUACCUGGUGGGUCUGUUUGAGGACACCAACUUGUGCGCCAUCCACGCCAAGCGUGUCACCAUCAUGCCCAAAGACAUCCAGCUGGCUCGUCGUAUCCGUGGGGAGCGCGCUUAAAAUCUUUUCUGAUGUUAUAUGCUGUCCUUUUGUCGCGUCACCACUCUUUUCAUCCCUGUCUCCCCCCCUCUAUACUUAGUAGCUUGGUUUGAGGUGCUUAAAUAUAUAUCGUAUGAUUGUAAUAACCGUAAUGUGUGAUCAUGUCUUCUUUGGUGCUACCAGUAGCAGAGUUUCUUUAGAGAUACCUUCAUGUACGUCUGAACUUUGAAACACUCCUCACUUCUUACUAGCUAGCUCACAGGUAUACUUGUUAUCUUCAUGUAUAAGGUGUUUUUGCAAGCCAAGAAUAGUGUGUGAUUUGAGAUAAGCAUAGGAAAUUGCAUUAAGGUUAAGACAUUUUCAUCAUUAGACGGACAUUAACAUUGAUAUAAAUGGUCUUUUGAUUUUCAUUUUGAAUAGAGAUUUGUUGUAAAAGUAGUGAUUUUUCCCUUUUUUUUUUUACAACAAUGGUGUAUUUCUACUGUUAGUGUUAAAUGUAUGAAAAUACAAAGGUUUGAUUCUGGUUGUCAAUUAGAAACGUCAUUGUGCUAUGAUGACACUGCAUUUUUUGGGCAGAAUCAGCGGCGUAUAUGUAGCAGACCUAUGGUGAUCAUAUUUUUGAUUUUCAGCCACGUUAUGAUGUCCAGGUAAUGUUUUGACUUUUGGUUUCUUCUCUCAGGUUGAUAUGAUAACCUUUUUUUUUUUCUACUGUGUUUUUGAUUUAUGUUUUCAGUCAUUUUUAAAAGCAAAAUAUUUGUACUCGAAAUUCACAAACAUAAUAAACGGAUACUUGUGAUUAAAUAAGCCGUAUGUGUG